AUGGCUUUACACAGCUUAAGCUUAGCAAAAACAUGCGGACUAGUGGGCUAUGGCUCCAUUCUUUGGGGUAUGGGUGUGAUAACAAUUCGUCACGGAGGACCAUAUAUGUUUCGUACCAAUUUAAGUCGAAGUCUUACGAUGGCUGCUACAGUACCAGCUGUUUACAUUCUAGUACGUAUUAGUGAAGUAAUGUUUUCUCUUAAUUCGCAAGAAAGUCUAGCCGCACUGGCACUGGUUAAUGGUAUUGCAAUUAUUCUUGAUGGCGUCGCUCACACAUGGUUUCCAAGUGCGUAUGAAAAUCCAUCGUUACAGGAAACAAAUCCGCUGGCAGCAUGUUCUAUUUCAAGAUAUGGAUCUGGCUGGCUACUCUACUUUGUUGGCAUCUGUCUGACAAUGCUUGUAUUUCAAUAA
Molecule: messenger RNA, 411 nt
Organism: Rotaria sp. Silwood1
Lineage: Eukaryota; Metazoa; Rotifera; Eurotatoria; Philodinida; Philodinidae
Source: the annotation of a GenBank genome assembly